Molecule: messenger RNA, 1969 nt
Organism: Pomacea canaliculata
Lineage: Eukaryota; Metazoa; Mollusca; Gastropoda; Architaenioglossa; Ampullariidae
Exons: 10
Coding region: 95-1969 (624 amino acids)
Source: RefSeq, a predicted model, not a curated record
GUAAGAACGAGAGCAAGAGAAAACGACUUGUGACGAAUGACACCCUUGCAGUUUUGAAUUUUCACUUUAUUUUCAACACGCAGAUGGUCAAAUAAUGUGCGAUGUUCUCCCUGCCAAACUACAUGGUAACACUUCUCUCACUUGUUAUUUUCCUGAGGAUGUCAGUAAAACUAGGACAGACUUCAGUGUCUAUCGAUACACAGAUAAAAAUAAAAGCAGUCCAGAUGAUGUCCUGGACUGUUGGUGGAUGUCGGAAAAAGUAGAGUGUCGACAUGACCAAGGAUAUGAGUAUAACAAAAUGAUAUCCGAUAGACUGUCACUGGAAAUCCUAGAAGUUACAGCUCCACAGGUGUACGCCUGUCAACUACCUGGCUAUGGACCCGAGUCCAUUAUCACCUGUGACCUCAAGGUUGAGCCAGAUAAGACAAGCUGCCAUGUUGCAAGUGUGAAGGAGAAUGAGCCGACAACAUUCACAUGUACCUUCAGUGUUGACCUCAGGGUCACGAGAGAGGAAGUCAAAGUCAUCCAUCAAAGCAACACAGGUACCGAAGUCGUCAACUGCACGUGGAUAAAUGAAGAACCAUCCUGCACCUCAGUCCCGGGGUUUGAAGUAAACAACACAAUCAAUGAUCGUCUGACAAUCAAAGUACCCCGGGCUACUCUCCAGUACAAUGGGACGUACGUGUGUCACCCACAAGGCUCACAGUCUGAACACUUUGAGUCAUGUGACUUUAUUGUAAUGACAGUUUCAGCUACUACCACACCAGUCGAAACUAUUGUUCCAGUGACUGUUGGAGUAGUAAUAGUCAUGUUGAUUCCUUUAACAUUGAUCAUCGUCUUCAUCAUCAGGAAACGCAGAUCGCGCACACGAUCAGAAGACAUAAUUCGUGAUGAAGAGCAGCUAAUGAUAGAAACUCUGUUGCUACUUCAGCCCCCACAGGAUGUCGAAAAAACUACAAAGAACUUCUUGGCUGACCUCUCCAAUGGUUUCCGGAAGACAUAUCCAGAGUUUGACACAAAAGCCUAUGUUGUGCCGUCGUUGUACAUCAACACAAACACAUAUGAAGUGAAAACUUUUGCUGGAGAAGACGUGUACAUCACCAGGCCACCCGACGAUGAACAAACUGUGAAGCACGACAUGGCCAUGGGUCGGGUGUUGACAAGUCUUCACCUUCUAGCAAAGCACGGGAAUGAAGUGAUGUUUGUCAUAUCACAGUUUGACUACGACAAGUACUUGGCUAAUCCUAGGAAGGAGUUUACUAAUCAUAAUUUACCAAGACCUGGUGAACUGAGGAAGUCUGACAAACACUACGGAGACUUUGACAUCCUUAUCAUUCAUCGACAUCACGGGCUGGUGGUCGGGGUGGUCAAGACAUGUUCUGGUGAGUCAACACAAAAGGUAGAGGAACCAACCGACAUGGUGAUCGAGGAGCUGCUACAAGGCUGCACACAACUAGACGAGGCAGAGAAAAUGUUACAUCAUCUUCUGUCCGAUCCAAUGAGUAAUCAAAACCAACAAAUGCAGGUUCAAAAACUUUUAAUCUUGCCAAAUCUUUCAGAAGAACGUCUGGAGGGUGUACUUAAUGAAAACCAAAAUGUGGCAGACACUUUAAAGGAAUUUCUUCGAUUUCCGGACACUGGUGUUUCUAAAGAAUGUCUCUGUGGUGAUCAUCUGAGGGGUUCAAAAAGAACCCAAAAGAUUAAAGACUGGUUCAACAGUCGAUUUUCUGAGUCACAUGACACAGCAUUUACUAGCGAUGAUGAGUUCGCUGCUAUAGUUGCAAGGUUCUGUGGACCUGCAAUUAGUUGGUCUUCAAAUGUUCUGGAUCAUCAGAGUGGCAUCCUGCCCAAGACACUGGAAGACUGGGUGUGGAUGACAGAAAAGGAGCGGGUGUCUGUCCACGACCAGGUGAUUGGCGGCAACGGGAGCCUCUCUCUGUUCAAAAGACUCGUUAAAAAGUUAAACUAA